AUGACGCGAAGACGACACUGCCGCGAGAAGGUCGAUGAUUCACCGUCUGAAGCAGAUGAUGCUAUCUUCAGUGAUGUCGACGCUGUCCAAGAGACUGAUCUCACCUGCGAUGAUGAUGACGAUAACGACAACGAUGUAAACUACGCCCAAGAUCAAAGUGACCUCGCAGAUUUCCUCGCCGAUAACGAACAUCCUCCGCAGUACUACAUCGAUCAGCUCAAAAACUUCGACGAAACGAUCUAUAAUCAGGAGGACUAUAGUUCUGGAACUCAACGCAUGCUCGAUCGGGUGGAAGGAUGCUGGAAUGGAUUUUGCUCAUAUACACAGACAGACCCUGUGGAGUCUUACUCUGCACUGUCAGCGAAAUUCCUGGGAACCUUCCUCGAAUGGGUGCUGAACCUACGUCGUGGGAAAGGUGGACGCCGGCUGCGCGGCAUCAAAACCAAGAGCUCACUGCAGACGUUCUGGAAGGUCUUUCGUCUAGUGCACGAACGAGCCACCGGCGACAAGAUUGAUCCUGUUACCACGCGUCAGAUGAAACGGGUGAUUCGACAUCUCUCUAAGAAGUACCAUCUGAAGAAGAAGGGCCGUGCAAAGUCAGUCAUGUAUGUGGAGGACCUUGCAAAAGUUGUAGAGACUACAGUUGUGACGACCAGGAAGAAGUUUGGCCAUGGUCGCCAUCGGAUCGAACUGUGCUUGUUUCUGCAGCUCGCUGGCCUUACUACAAACCGGCCGCAGGCGAUCUUAGACCUCUGCUAUCGACAUAUUCUAGUGACUUUGCUUCGGGACCCUUGUGGUGGCCCGCACCGAAUCUUGAUCGAGCUCACCUUUGAGUUUACGAAGGAGUUUCUUGGUGCAAAAGAUGAAAAUACAUUUCCUCUCCCGGAAAUCAUCUUCGAUCCUUCGCUAGUCCUCAGCCCUCAUGUCUUUCUUCUGGGCCUAUUAUUUGCUGACCGUGCCUUCCGUUGCGUAGAUGGUGAAGAAGUACUGGUGUCGGCGGAACAGCUCUUGCGACUGUAUAUCCGUCCGGAAUGCAAUGAGCUACAGUUUGCUGCUUGA
Molecule: messenger RNA, 1059 nt
Organism: Talaromyces stipitatus ATCC 10500
Lineage: Eukaryota; Fungi; Ascomycota; Eurotiomycetes; Eurotiales; Trichocomaceae
Exons: 4
Coding region: 1-1059 (352 amino acids)
Source: RefSeq, a predicted model, not a curated record